GGAGAGCCGGGCAAGGUGCAUCAUCCUCUUCCCAAGCUGCUUGGGACCAGAGGUGAAAGUGAAAGAGAUGCACGACAGGCCAGCGUCCUCUAAGUAAAGGUGAAAGCGAAAGCAGGAAGCGUCAGACGCGGAGCCCUGCAGAGAACAGGCCUCUGCUUUUCUUGCUCCCGGCUGGGCCCAAUCCUUUCACCAGCGACCACCCAGUCCCUGACCAUCCUACGAUGCUGCAAACAGAGCUAGAACCCCGAGGGGGCUUCUCCUUUGAGAACUGCCAGAGAAACGCAGCCUUGGAACGCGCCCUCCCGGAACUGCGGGCCCCUCAUGCCCGCAAGACCGGGACCACCAUCGCGGGCCUUGUGUUCCGAGACGGGGUCAUCCUGGGCGCGGACACGCGGGCCACUAACGAUUCGGUCGUGGCGGACAAGAACUGCGAGAAGAUCCACUUCAUCACGCCCAAAAUCUAUUUCCAUCCUGUCCUGCGCAGGCCCUCGGCCAACAGCCUCCUUUCCCCUCCCCAGGACGGGGUCAUCCUGGGCGCGGACACGCGGGCCACUAACGAUUCGUUUCCAUCCUGUCCCCCGGCCACGGUUACCCGCUUUCUGCGCCAGAAGCUUUUCCGGUACCAGGGCCACAUCGGUGCGUCGCUGGUCGUGGGCGGCGUAGACGUGACCGGACCGCAGCUCUACAGCGUGCACCCCCACGGCUCCUACAGCCGUCUGCCCUUCACGGCCCUGGGCUCCGGCCAGGACGCGGCCCUGGCGGUGCUGGAGGACCGGUUCCAGCCGAACAUGACGCUGGAGGCCGCGCAGGGGCUGCUGGUGGAAGCCAUCACUGCAGGAAUCCUGGGUGACCUGGGCUCCGGGGGCAGUGUGGAUGCAUGUGUGAUCACGGGAACCGGCGCCAAGAUGCUGCGAACACUGAGCUCACCCACAAAGCCCAUAGAGAGGCACACCCAGUACCACUUUGCCCCUGGGACCACAGCUGUCCUGUCCGAGACAGUGAAGCCACUGCCCCUGGAGCUGGUGGAGGAAACCGUGCAGACCAUGGAAGUGGAGUGAAGUAAGCUGAAGCUUAGAGCUUGGAACAACAGGGAAUAAACGCGGAAAAUACACCUGAA
This is a messenger RNA of Myotis davidii, 1117 nucleotides long. RefSeq names its product proteasome subunit beta 10 (gene PSMB10). Gene Ontology annotation, cellular component: proteasome core complex. The record is from RefSeq and is a predicted model, not a curated record. The transcript is spliced from 9 exons. NCBI's taxonomy places the organism in Eukaryota, Metazoa, Chordata, Mammalia, Chiroptera, Vespertilionidae. Gene Ontology annotation, molecular function: threonine-type endopeptidase activity. The coding region runs from base 222 to 1058 and encodes 278 amino acids.